AUGAUAAAGAACUGGUCUAACAGUCUAUUUUACGCUUGUUUGAUGACAUCUAAUAAAGGAGAGUUUGUGAUUGAUGAAGAUGAAAACAUUAUGUCAAUAGAGGUAAUAGGACAUGUACAUAGAGAGGUAACUAGUGAUUUAUUUCAACAGCGUAUGGGUGAUAAACACAUUUUGAUUUAG
This is a messenger RNA of Enterospora canceri, 180 nucleotides long. The record is from the annotation of a GenBank genome assembly. NCBI's taxonomy places the organism in Eukaryota, Fungi, Microsporidia, Enterocytozoonidae.